UAAUUUCAGCCAUUGCGUUCCGCCAUUUUGCUUGGUCGUGGAGUGAACGUAAAAUUAUUCCUAUGUAUUUUAUCGCGAGUAUUAAUUAUUUAGUUUAGAAUUAGUGUUUCGCCACACUAAUGGCUUGCUUAAAUACACUUAAGUUAGAAAUCAAAACUUUAGAACAAGUGUUUCCAAAAAGCCAUGAACGUUUUCAGAUAAUGUCUGCUAGUGUCGACGAACUGACCUGCAGAUUCGUUGGCAAAAAUGGAAAGAAAUAUGAAAUACAUGCGAAUAUUACUGAGACAUACCCUAAUACACCACCAGUGUGGUUCGCUGACAGCGAGGAUCCCAUUGUGACAAAUGCUGUCCAGAUCCUCAGUAAUACACAAGGAAGAGAUAAUCAUGUUAUAAAUCAGGUUGGUAUAUUAUUGAGAGAAUUAUGCAAGUUACAUGGUGUACCAGAACCACCAGAUUUGGAUUCCUUAUCACUGCCCGUCCAUCCUGCUCCACAGCAAAGAAUUCCAAGCGUGACAUCAAAUGGUGCAGAAUCGGGGACUGAAGAAGACGAGGAGAUGGCGGCGGAAGAAGAUGAAUCUGAAGGAGAGGAUGACUUACCACUCGAGAUGGUAGAUGACGCUGGGCGCAGCAAUAAGGAUGAUAUGGAGACAGAACACUUAGCGACGUUAGAACGACUGAGACAAAAUCAACGACAGGACUACUUGUCAGGCAGUGUGUCUGGCAGUCUCCAAGCGACGGACAGACUCAUGAAGGAGCUAAGAGACAUAUAUCGCUCCCACUCUUUCAAGAAUAAUAUGUACUCGAUUGAAUUAGUGAAUGAUUCACUCUAUGAGUGGAAUAUCAGACUGCGCUCAGUGGAUCCGGACAGUCCUUUACACAACGAUCUGCUAUUGCUCAAAGAGAAAGAGGGCAAAGACUCAAUACUGCUGAACAUUAUGUUCAAAGAGACAUACCCGUUCGAGCCACCAUUUGUACGAGUUGUCUAUCCAAUUAUAUCAGGAGGCUACGUAUUGGUGGGCGGCGCGAUAUGCAUGGAACUGCUUACGAAGCAAGGUUGGUCAUCGGCAUACACAGUUGAGGCAGUGAUUAUGCAAAUUGCAGCCACCCUUGUGAAGGGCAAGGCUCGUAUCCAGUUCGGUGCGACGAAGGUCGUGUCGCAGUCUCAGUACAGUUUGGCGCGCGCACAACAGAGCUUCAAGUGCCUCGUGCAGAUACAUGAGAAAAAUGGUUGGUUCACACCUCCCAAAGAGGACGGCUAAUGCAGGCCCCACCGUCGCCGUUACAUAUAAGACUAACGUGCAAAUCGCCCGAGCACCCACUAAAUCCAACAAGUGACAACCAGAUCGUAAUUAUUCCAACAGAAUCGUAUGCCGAUUGUUUACUUGUUAUGUAUGACUGAGAGACUGCGUCGAACUAUGUGUACUGUAAUUGUUAAGUGCUAUGUUGAUACAUGUGGGGGCGUUGAGAGACUUUAUAAGACUUAUAGGAAAUGUUUAAAUGUGUAACGUUUUUUGUAAUCAUUAAUUUCUCAUUGAAAGUUAUCCAUAUGGUAGCCAGCCUAGACGUUACUGGAGUGUAAAGUUGGAAAAUUCUUUGCAUUUCUUUUUAGUUAUUGAAAUAAAAGAAAAACCUGUGAUUCUUAUUAAA
Galleria mellonella (greater wax moth) is the source of this 1647-nucleotide messenger RNA. Its product is annotated as ubiquitin-conjugating enzyme E2 Q2. Gene Ontology annotation, cellular component: nucleus. The coding region runs from base 120 to 1259 and encodes 379 amino acids. Lineage: Eukaryota; Metazoa; Arthropoda; Insecta; Lepidoptera; Pyralidae. The record is from RefSeq and is a predicted model, not a curated record. Gene Ontology annotation, biological process: protein polyubiquitination. The transcript is spliced from 8 exons. Gene Ontology annotation, molecular function: ubiquitin conjugating enzyme activity.